GGGUAUAUAGGACCAUGGUAUGACUGGUCUUGCGGCAGAUCAUUGCAACUCAUGGUCUGUUCCAGCACUCCCGUAUCUCUGAUCGACAACACAUGUGUACCGACCUAUGCCUGUUCUCAGACCGACCUCGUAAGCCUGACUCCCUUGACACUCCUGCCUUCCCUGAUCGAUCUCCCAUGUACCGACUCGUGCCUGCACGCGAACCUGCUCUCUACGUCUGACGUCCUGACUACCGCUGCUGCACCUGACUGCCUGCCCGAACCCCAACUGUCGAACAAUAAACGUUUUUCCCGAAUUACCCCUGCGUCUCCCGAAUCCUGCAUUUGGGUCCUACCUCCGUCUCGAUGGGUCGUGACAGAACGAUCUGGCCAAAACAGGACCCACCAGGAAAGACCCCGUGCCGCCGGGACCAACGCAAGGUAGACCGACUGCUGGAGGACCAAGCCUGUCCGAUCCGGGUAGGCUCCAUGACGUCCUCUGCUUCCGUGUCACACGCUCCGCCGGCGAGCUAUGAAUACGUCCCAACCAUGACCCGUCCAGCACCUCAUAUUCUUUUGGACUCUGAUUUUUCAGACUAUGAGGAGGACCUUGAUUUGUAUGACCGGCUGGCUGACUACGACUCAGAUUAUUUCAAUUAUGAAUCUCUUCGCCUGAUCGUUAAUCACAGUCAGUUUGUUUCACCUCCCCGCGUCUCCAGAUCCCAAGUGUCGUCGCCCGGUAGGUCCAAGUUCCCCAAUCCGUUUGUGGGAACCCGCUUGGCCAUCUACCCGGGACCUCCGCGUGGCGGCCAGAGGAGACGCACAGGCCGGCCGCGCCCUUGUGCCUCCUGCUGCACGGCAACAAAGACGCCGUCCUCGUCCACCCACUCCUCACGGUUAAACCGGCAGACCCGCAGCUGGUGGCGAAGCUUCCAGCCCAGAGGGAGGAGGGGCCGCUAAAUCACGUGGUGUUCUACAGUGAAAUGCGGGCGGAGAUAGAGCGGCAGAGCGCCGAACUGGCGGUCCUCACAGCCCAGUUGCAACUGAUCCGCUACCAAGGCAAGCGCACGUUGCAGUGGGAACGGAUCCACCACCUCGCCACGCCCACGCCGCAGAUUUGGCUGUUUCACUGCAGGCUCACGCUGCGGUGGCCACUGAUCCGCUACCGGGCCAAGUGCACGUUGCAGUGGGAACGGAUCCGCCACGCCCACGUCGUGGUUAUGGCUGUUUCACUGCAGGCUCACGCGGCGGUGGCCACUGAUCCGCUGCCGAGCAGAGCUCACGUGGCAAAGGAGACCGAUCCUCCACCGCCUCACGUUGCUGUCCAGGAGGUGGCGACGUCUCCGCAGCCGCUUCUCGUCCGUGUCCAGGAGUACCAGUGGCAACCGGUCUGCAGUCGCUCCACGCUCCUGCUUCGUCGGUGUUCGGUCCGCGGUCGCCCCCCCAUUCCUGCUCCGAAGGCGACUGGCACGCCCACACGUUCCCGUCCAGGAGGUGGCGAUGACGAUGCCCCAGCCGCCUCAUGUUGCUGUCCAGCAGAUGGCGGCAAGGGUUCCCCAGCCGCCUCAUGUUCCUGUCCAGCAGACGGCAGCGAGGGUUCCCCAGCCGCCUCACAUUCCUGUCCAGAAGUACCGGUGGCGACCGUCAACGCUCCUGCUUCGUCGGCGACCGGCCCCCGGCCGCCCCCCGUUCCUGCUUCGUCGGCGACCGGCCCCCGGCCGCCCCCCGUUCCUGCCUCGUCGGCGACUAGCACACGGUUGCCCCCCGUUCCUGCCUCGACGGCAACAGAGGAUGGCGACGGCUCAGUGGCAUCCUCACGUUCCUGUCCAGUAGAUGGCGACGGACCCACAAUCGGUGACAUUACACGUCUCAAGUGCCACUUUCGACAACUGGGGAUCUGACCACCUGCUUCCAGAGGGGGUGCUCGGUAAACCGCAUCUAGACCAGCGAAAACAUCCAUUUCAUUUGUCAUAACUUUCUACUACAUACUUAUUCAGAACAGACCUUUCUCCAACCUCCAUGAUGUUAAAAAGACAUUUUGUAGUUUUUCACUUUUACUCAAGUCCAGGAGUAGAACCAGUACAUCCAUCCAUUCAGGCAUUUUCUAAGCUGCUUAUGCUCACAAGGGCCGCAGGAGGCAGGGGCACACCUUGAACUGGAUGCCAGCCAAUCGCAGGGCGCAUGGAGACAGUCAACAAUCACACCUCAGGGCUAUUUAGUCUCCAAUUAAUGUUGCAUGUUUUUGGGAUGUGUGAGAAAACCCACACAGGACACAUGUAGUAUCUGUACUUCUAAUUAAGUAUGAAGUGGAAGCACCUUUUCCACCUCUCUUGGUCUUCAACAUCAAAGGUGAGUUACGUUUGGUUCAUUACUGUCUGGAAGAUGGAAAAAUCAUAGCCAGCAUCAUGACCUGUCCUCUCUCUUGCACUGAGCCUGAUUUAAUUUUUUGUUGUUUCUAUAUGUGACCUUUCUUUUGGUUUCUUUUUUCUGGUGCUUUCUCUCUUGCUGGAUAUACUGUAGUGUUGCUUAGCAACUUGUGAUGCAUCAGCCACCUUACUAGAUGUCAGCUCAGUCAGCAUCAAAGGAUUAACUCUGCUUGUGUUUUUGAUUUUUCCUUUGGGUUUUUACACCACUUAUACUAAAAGGGAACGGUUGGCUGGCAACUAAUCCAAGGCGUACACCUCCUCCUGCUCAAAAAUAGCUGGAAUAGGCUCCAGCAGUCCCACGGGCCUUGUGAGGAUAAGCGGCUCAGAAAAUGGAUGGGUGGAUAUACUGGAAAGACAUUGAGACGACUCAAAGAAUAUCGACUGGAAGUUAUUGCGAAUGAAGCGGACUCACAGACUCCGUAGAAAACACUCUAGUCUUAUUUUGUCCAACCUUAUCAACUGUUUUAGUCUCAUGAUAUCUGGAGCUCAUUGCCACUAGUCAAUGGGACAAUUGCGCUAGAGGUUUUGGCUCUGGCACCAGCGGAUUACUGGGAGGUGUGGACUUUUUUUUUGUCAUUGCAAGUUAUUUAAGAAAAAUUGUCAUCUUCCGUUUCGGUUUUAUUGUCAUGACAAGAUUCUAAAACAGUAUAAAGUUUUAGUUAGUUAGUUGCAUGCUUAUUUAUUUUGUUUUAUUUUUUAAUUUAUUUAUUUCAAACAAAUGCUCUUCCGUGACAGGUGUUUUGCAUUUGAGUCCGUUGAUGACGUUUGCAAGACAGUACUGAUAAUAAUGUAAUGCCAUAUCAAAAUCUCAG
Molecule: messenger RNA, 3216 nt
Organism: Syngnathoides biaculeatus (alligator pipefish)
Lineage: Eukaryota; Metazoa; Chordata; Actinopteri; Syngnathiformes; Syngnathidae
Exons: 2
Coding region: 962-1879 (305 amino acids)
Source: RefSeq, a predicted model, not a curated record